Haliotis rufescens (red abalone) is the source of this 5867-nucleotide messenger RNA. Its product is annotated as midnolin-like. The transcript is spliced from 7 exons. Bases 152 to 1426 code for a protein of 424 amino acids. Gene Ontology annotation, molecular function: protein binding. Gene Ontology annotation, cellular component: nucleus. The record is from RefSeq and is a predicted model, not a curated record. NCBI's taxonomy places the organism in Eukaryota, Metazoa, Mollusca, Gastropoda, Lepetellida, Haliotidae.
CUAUGAACAUUCAGGCGUCAGACGCUCGUCACAGAUAGAAGGGGGCGGGUGUGUUUAUAUCCUGAAUGUAUUGUUGAAAACAAAACAACAAAAGAGACUUUUCUCAUUUUCUUUUACUAUCUGCAUAUUUCUGGGACUUAUAAUUGGCGUUAUGGCUGAAGAGGAAAUAACAGUGAACCGAAUGGCUAAACCAAACAACGUCAACGCACGACCUGGUCAACUAAAGUUGUAUAUCUGCCCCACGACCGGGGGUUCCGUGCGAGUGGUUGUACCUACAGUAGAAACUGUGCAUGGACUAAAAGUGGCCAUAGCUCGCAAGAUACGGAUUCCACCGGAGAGGAUUAAUCUGCUAUUCAAAAACAAGAUUUUGAAAGAUGGAACGUUGUUUGACAACCAAGUGGUAUCUGAGAGCAGGAUUACUCUGUUACCAAAUAUGGCAAGUGGAAUGACGUUUCAAAGGCCAGAAAAUGGAGUAAUGCAAGCGUUGGAAAAUCUGACCGAGUCACAAGUGAAUGAUUUUCUGUCUGGCCGAGCACCACUCUUACUAGCAAUGAGAUUGGGCGACCACAUGAUGUUCGUUCAGCUUCAACUUUCAACAACACAGUGUGUCAGUCGGCGUUCACGUGGUCACACUACACCGAUGAUGUCCACACCACCAACAUCUCAGUCCCAUGCUGUCUUCCCUCCCUCAGCUGCCAUCACCCCUGCUUCGCUGGCCGAAGCGAGCCGCAACCUGUCACAGAAACUGCGAGAGCUGACUCGACUUACAGGGCAUGCAAAGGUUGGAGAGUCUGCCCAAGUGACUGUCUCUUCCCGAGUUCCCACUCCCUCCACCCCUAUCUCCACCCCCCAUCCCCCCUGCUCAAGCCCAGGUGCUGUGAUCGACAGCAUGCACCAUCUUGGACAGGGAGUGUACUCGGGAACGUUUUCAGGAACACUUGAUCCAACUUUACAAGAUGUUGAAGGUCGACCUAGGAAAGAUAUUGCAACUAUUGUACAUAUACUGAAUGAUCUGUUAGGAGCUUCACCACAUCUUCAUACUUGCCGCCCGUUUUUAGUUCAACAUCCUACCCCCAGGCGGCACUACCACAGAGAACCUACAGGUUUGUCCAGCUCUAUGAGUCAAGGCAAGCCUGAUGACUCUGCUCUUCGGGGGAAGGUCAGGCAGCUGCAGAUGAUGAUGGAGGAGAAGCGUCUGCGUCGCAAGGCCAGACGGGAAAUGAAGGCUCCCUACCAAUGGACAAAUAGCCGCUCACUUAGUGAGGACACGCCCACAUACUGCCAUCAUGCAGCGGGCAACCCUAGAGACAAUGUUCCGACCACUUCAGCUGGACAUUCGGACACGAACAAGAUGGAAAUCCCGGAUAACAUGGAGUCUUCCUCGUACCGAAACCCAAACUUGGAGCAGGAGACUGUUGCAGUCUGAAAGCUCUGAGAUGAUUGGUCGGUUUAAAAUUUGGUUGACCUUUACCCAAAUUAAGGUCAAAUGCUUAGCCGCAUUGUUGGAUGGCCCUUGAGCCUUUGUUUGGCUUGACCUUUAAGGUCAUGAGCCAUUAUGGGAACGUAUCGUAACUGGUAGAAAGAGACUCUCCAUUGAUUGGUUCAAAUGUCUUGAUGGAUCUGACAGGAAGUUAGCUGCCAGGUGGCUUAUGGGAUGGCUAUGGAUGCGUGGCUGACAAAAAAGCUGAGAAUCUGCUGCUGGAUUCCGCAUCUCGGUGUAUGUCAUGUGACAGGAACUGAUGUCACAGGCCUGUUUGUCACUUAGUCUAGUGACAGCCCUCACGAAGAGGCUAUACCCUGUAUUACUGUGUAGGGUUAGAUCAGUGUAGUUCAUAUGUUGACAUACCUUUGUACAUUGACUCGUUUUCUCAUCACUUUCUGCAUGGUAUGGGAAUUUCUUUUCUUCACUAUUUCUUUGUUGUUCUCUGAUGGUGCAACUCACCUGCUUUUACAGAGGGUAUGUUACAUAACAGCCAUCUCUCUGAUUGUAUAUGGUUGUACGUGUGUCGAUUUGUUAAUAACUCAAGCCUUCAUGUCAGUCCGUAUGGAUGUGUACUUUUGGUCAAUUCUUGUAUAUAUAGAUGUUUAUUAGUGCUAUUUAUGACAUGUUUAGCUGUAUGUCAUACACAAGAACCAGACUUUGAGUGAUGUUUUCCACAUGAAACUCAUGAAGAUCGGACAGAAAAUCCCUUGCAAAACUGGCUCCAAACCAAGUCGAAUCACAUGAACUUGAUAAGAAGUAAAUAUAUAGGUCUAGAAUACUAGUCAACCAUAAAUAUUUAUCAUAUGCCAAAGGAACAUACAUUGAUUCCCAUCACAUUUGUAUAUCCCCUAAAUGAAUUUAAUUUAUCAGUGAAGUAAAUAGAUUUUAAAAUUGGAAGGUGAAAGAGACGUUUAAGAUGCUGCUGUUUGUCUACUGUUUUCAGUCGUUAAGACAUAAUUUGAUUAAUUCAGCAUGAUUUCAAUAUAACAUCACAUACUAUUAAAGAGAAAAAAAUGUAUCAUCAGUAAUAUUUAAGUAACUGAUACAUGUAUUACUUAUUACGAUGAAGAUGGAGCGAAGAAUCAAAUAUGUCUUGGUGAUGAAGCAGGAAUAUAUUAAGUUGUGUGGAAGAUAUCACUCUGUUCAAUAUGUACUAUUUUUUGUUAGUUAUAUCGCUAUGUUGAAAAGCACCAUGGCUUCCUCACACUAACAGAUUUCAAUAUCUGUGUAACAAUUAUUGGUGUUUGUGCUGGCACAAAUUUCAAUUAGUCACUGUGACAUGUAGACAAAAAAUGUGUGUUUAAUAUUGUUAAAUACAGCAUUUCUUACUUUUACAUUUUACACAUUUUUAUCUGAUCUUCACCUAUUAAAUCAUGUUGUAACUUUCAUGUACUCCCUGUUGUUAAAGUUUGAAUAAUGAGUGAAUGUGAACGGAUGUCAGAUAGCAAAAACUGAAAGUGAUUCUAAAUAUGCGUGUUACUCCAGCAAUCUAUAGCUAGUUACCGGGUAAUCAUUUCUGAAUGGUUUGGUUUCCAUAAUGACAAAAAGAUACGCCAAAAUCUGUUCUUGAUAUAGCAUCUGAGUUGUUUAUAAUUUUAAAGGUAUUUUUAGUAAAGCAUUUUUUUAUAAAUCAAAUUAAAUUUUGUAUUGAACUUUGGAAUGUCAUGUGCAUAUAUGUUACAAUUAGUAACUAUCUUUCUUCUUGAAUUAAAUCCAUGAAUGACAUAUUAUUUAAAAUUAAACAUUAAUUCUUUUUGUUAAUCACAAUAAUUGUAUUAUAUGACACUUUGUCAAUGUCUCAGGAAAACGCUAGCGUAUAUGAGCACAUAUACCGUAUUCGACAUAAUUAGCGCCCAGGGCGCUCUCAAAAUUAGAAAUAGGGGCUCUUAUUAGAAUAAAAUUUUGGUGAAAAAAAAAAAGAGUUGAAAGUGUAAAUUUCGUGGUUUAUGCUGACAGCCUGACAUGAUACAAAAGAAAAGUCUGUGUGUAUUAUACGCAACAGAUAUAUUUUCCAGAAUUCAAUUGCCCAUAAUUAAGGGUGCAUAUCACACCCAAGUUCGUAUUAUACUCGAAUAAACAAGUCUUGUGUACAUUGAUCAAUUGGAAGGGGUGCUAAUUGCGAUUGUUCACGAGCAAAUAAUGCCGUGGGCACUUAUUAGAGUGGGGCGCUUAUUACGUCGAAUACAGUACUUAGAAAGAGAAAUUGUCAAUAUGAUGGGGAGUAACAAUUCAAUUAUGGGCUGUGAGUAACGUGUAUGAAAUAUAAACAAGGAAGUGUUUUCCUAUACAAUAUUCUUUUUCAAUCUUGACAGGAAUUGGUUUUCUGAAUUUUAUGAAUGACUUUCUUCUGGAUAGGAGAAAUAUAUUGAUUAUAGUAUCGCUUCAGUCACCUGUCUCCAAGUUUCCGUAUUUGUUCUUGCAGUCCCAUGAUGCACUUCUACCCCGCGCCACAUCACUUAUGUGCCGCACACAGAUGUUUAAGCACUGUGUGUUUUGCUGUCAGUGACCAAAAAUAAAUCCAUUUAAAAAAUGCUGUCAGUAUUCAGAAAUUUAGGUUGUAAAUAAAGAAUAAAAUUUAAAAAUAUAUACAAUGUAUAUUUAUAUUUCAUAGAUAUACUAUGUAUAUCACAAAUUCAUAGCUGUUAAUUAAACUUUGAAACUAAUGUAAUGUUCGAAUAGGUUGAACACAUUGCAGUGAAUGAAAUAAAGAUUAAAUAUUAAUAAUCACUGUGUAUAUUGACUCUUGAGAACUCAUGCACUGCAAUAUGUACAACUUGUUUUAUAUUAAUCUUAAAGGAUUUUACACUUGAACAAAAAUCAAAAUUUAUUUUGGACUUAUUCAUUACUGCAAAUAACUAUGUCAGUCAUAUCACGUUAUUUCCAAUCCAGGUAUAUUAAUUUAUGAUUAUCUUUAAAUAAAAAACAGCACCUGUGCAUCCUCGUCUGCUCCUACCCUACUGACAGUUUGUUCGUUCCCACAAUUUUAAAUCAAUGGGUGAUAUAUGUUUUUUCUUUAUUAAAAAUGACAUUACAAUUUUCAAUCAAUAUUUACCCGUCUUUACAUCAGGAAAAGGACUUGAAGCAGGUGUGAAUAUGGGACUGGUCAUUUAUCACUGAAUUGGGUGGGUCAAAUUGUUUUAUUGAAUUAAUGAUUGUCAUAGUUUUGGCUGACCCUCCUUUUCACUUUUUUCAUGACCUUCCCAGAAUGUGUGUAUCAUUUUUUAUGACCCUACCCAAGAGACUGUCAUUGUGGGGGGGGUCCCUCCCCUGCUUCCCUCGGACCCACUCCCUAUUAUACAUGUCAGGUCCCUGAGGUUGAUUGACUUAAAAGUGAGUGAUGUUUCAUAUUUAUUUGGUUUUAUUUGUCAGCUGAUCUGACAUAAUAUUAUGCGCAUAAAUAUCUAAAAUGAAAUGAUAAUUCCAUCAUUUUGAAUCAUUUGUUGAAUCAUUCUGUUUUGUAACAUUAUGCAGACUGGUUUGCUACUCCGUGAAAUUGCAUGGUGAUUCAUUAUGAUUCAGAUAAACAUAAUGAACAUAUAUUUCUUAUAAUGGAAUCAUAUCUGUUAUAGCGAUAUCACAGUUGCAAAGUGUUGCAAAGCAAGAUGACAGUUUCCUUGAUUUCUUUUUGUUCAGCUGUUUUGUUUCAAAUAUGUUUAGUUGACACAACUGAUGGAAUUAAAUUCAUCAUAUUAUUUCAAAAAUUAUAAUGACGUGUAUCACUAAUAUUUUUUUUAAUUUUGAUUUUGUGCAAAAUCUUUUACUGCAGCCAGUUAGAUCCUUCGAGGUUGUAUGCAAAAGAAGGACUAAGUUUUACUUCAUUCAGUUAUUUCCCAAACAUAUGAAUAGUUAAGAAAAUUCCAGUGUGGUGAGAUCAAAGGGUUAGACAUUAUGGUUGACAUUAUCUGUGGCUUGGCAAACGUGUAGAAUCUACACAUGUUAUUUCACAGGUAAAGCUGUACACCUGAGUUGUCUCCCUUUCUGUAAACUGAUUAAGUUCUGAUUUAAUCUUUUCAAAUGAUUAUGUGACACAAUAAGCUAUGAUACAAGAAUUGUAUUUGGAAUAUAUUAGUUGGAAAAUAUUAACAGUUAUUUAUUGCAUUUAAUAUAUAAAUGUACUCAUAAGAAGUAAAACCUGCGGUCAAACAUUAACAUGUUUUAAUGGAUUUUCAAGUUGUGGGUUUUCUAUAGACAAUGUGUAUAAUAACUUUAUUUGUCUAUUCUUAGUGUCUGAUAACUCAUCACUAUGCUGAGAAAACUAUUUUUGUUGGAAGGUAUAUGUGUGUGGUUUGAAUAAGGUUGGCAAAUGACUUGUUAAUGUGAUUCCCCAGUAGGAACCUUUUAUAUUAUAUUAAUUUACCUAGCAAUAAAUAUCACUCAAGCUGUA